This is a messenger RNA of Penicillium odoratum, 885 nucleotides long. RefSeq names its product aldo/keto reductase. The record is from RefSeq and is a predicted model, not a curated record. Gene Ontology annotation, molecular function: oxidoreductase activity, acting on NAD(P)H as acceptor. The transcript is spliced from 3 exons. Bases 1 to 885 code for a protein of 294 amino acids. Lineage: Eukaryota; Fungi; Ascomycota; Eurotiomycetes; Eurotiales; Aspergillaceae.
AUGGUCAGCAAUAAUAUCCCAACAACCCAACUCAAUGACGGAACCUCGGUUCCUAUACUUGGAUAUGGAACAGGAACUGCAUGGUAUAAGAGCUCCCAGGAUACCGAAAUCAACCGUGAACUAGUGGAUGCGGCUAAGAGCGCCAUCCAGUUGGGAUACAACCAUGUCGAUGGAGCAGAAGUCUACGGAACCGAGGCAGAAUUAGGUCUUGCUAUCCAAGAAAUCAAUCGCCCUCGGGAUAACCUCUUUGUGACCACCAAGGUUUAUCCGAGUAUCGCCGAUAUUCCUGCUGCUAUCGAUAAGAGCCUGAAGAAGCUUCAGCUUGAUUACGUCGAUCUAUACUUGAUCCAUGCUCCCUUCUACGCUACAACUGAGGGGGAACUUCAGGCAGCCUGGGCAGCCAUGGAGCAUGUCCAGGCCUCUGGGAAAGCUCGAUCUAUCGGAGUAUCCAACUUCUUGCAGAGUCACCUGGAAAGCAUCUUGAAGACUGCCAAAGUUAUCCCUGUUGUGAAUCAGAUUGAGUUUCACCCAUAUCUCCAACAUGGAGACCUGCUCUCAUUCCACGAGAGUAAAGGGAUCAAAACCGCCGGCUAUGGUGGUUUGGUACCGAUUACUCGGGUUCGUGGGGGGCCAUUGGAUCCAUUGAUAUCGGCUCUAGCUGUGAAGUACGCUGUGAGCGAAUCGGAGAUUCUGUUGCGCUGGACCCUAGACCGUGGCUGUGUGGCAAUCACCACCAGUAGUAAGGAAACACGGUUAGCUAGUUAUCUGCGCACCCUGACCUUCAAACUCACCCCUCAAGAGGUAGCUGAGAUAUCUCAGUUGGGUCAACAACAUCAUUAUCGGGCAUUUUGGCCAGAGAAGUUUGCAGAGGAUGACCGUUCCUGA